AAUAGGGACGGACGCUCCGCAGCGGGAAUGACGGAUUUGGGGAUCGGCCGCUCCCGCGGGAAUGGGGGCGCGGCCGAUGGGGUGGGGCCCGGAGAGCGGAGGGGUUGUCGCCAAAGGUUUUCGGGGUCGCGGCGUUGUCCCAAAAUUUUGGGAUUCUGAAAGGUUUUUGGAGGCGUGGUGGCCCAAAAGGUUUUGGGGUUCCAGGAAGUUUUGGAGCCAUGGGGUUGUCCCAAAAUGUUUUGGGAUCCAAAAGGUUUUGGGGUCCUGGCAUUGUCACCAAGAAUUUUGGGGUCGUGACAUUGUCCCAAAAAGUUUUGGGGUUCCAGGAGGUUUUGGAGCCAUGGGGUUGUCCCAAAACGUUUUGGGAUUCCAGGAGAUUUUGGAGCCAUGGGGUUGUCCCAAAAGGUUUUGGGGUCCUGGCACUGUCACCAAGAGUUUUGGGGUUGUGACAUUGUCCCAAAAGGUUUUGGGAUUCCAGGAAGUUUUGGAGCCCAAGUUUUGGGGUCCCAGCGUUGUCCCAAAAGGUUUUGGGAUCCAAAAGGUUUUGGGGUCCUGGAAUUGUCACCAAGAGUUUUGGGGUCGUGACAUUGUCCCAAAAGGUUUUGGGAUUCCAGGAGGUUUUGGAGCCCAAGUUUUGGGGUCCCAGCGUUGUCCCAAAAGGUUUUGGGGUUCCAAGAGGUUUUGGGGUCCUGGCAUUGUCACCAAGAGUUUUGGGGUCGUGACAUUGUCCCAAAAGGUUUUGGAGCCGUGGGGUUUUCCCAAAAGGUUUUGGGAUUCGGGAAGAUUUUGGAGCCAUGGUGAUGUCCCAAAAUGUUUUGGGAUUCCAAGAAGUUUUGGAGUUGUGGCAUUGUCACCAAGAGUUUUGGGGUCCUGGCAUUGUCCCAAGAAGUUUUGGGAUUCCAAAAGGUUUUGGGGUCCUGGAACCGUCACCAACAAGUUUUGGUGUCCUGGCAUUGUCACCAAGAAUUUUGGGGUCGUAACAUUGUCCCAAAAGGUUUUGGGGUCCUGGAAUUGUCCCAAAAGGUUUUGGGAUUCCAAAAGAUUUUGGGGUCCUGGUGUUGUCCCAAAAAUUUCUAGACUCCCAAAAAGUUUUGGGGUGGUGGUGUUGUCCCCAAAGAUGGAGGGGACACAGAGAGGGGGACAGAGCCACCCCCCCACACCGGGAUUUCGGGAUUUUGGGAUUUCAGGAUUUUGGGAUUUCAGGAUUUGGGAUUUCAGGAUUUCAGGAUUUUGGGAUUCCGGGACGAUUCCCGGCCGACGGAAUCCUCGCUCCGCCAUAUAAACUCAUUAAUUAACGCCAAUUAAAGACAUUUCCUACAA
Messenger RNA from Cyanistes caeruleus (blue tit), 1320 nucleotides. NCBI's taxonomy places the organism in Eukaryota, Metazoa, Chordata, Aves, Passeriformes, Paridae. The record is from RefSeq and is a predicted model, not a curated record.